Molecule: messenger RNA, 1713 nt
Organism: Metarhizium album ARSEF 1941
Lineage: Eukaryota; Fungi; Ascomycota; Sordariomycetes; Hypocreales; Clavicipitaceae
Exons: 2
Coding region: 1-1713 (570 amino acids)
Source: RefSeq, a predicted model, not a curated record
AUGUCGCGCAAUAUUCGACAAAAACACCCCACCAAGACUGCCAGAAAGGCGUCUCAACGACAAGGCUCAGAUACCCCAUCCUCAUUCAGCUUAUCCGACGACGAUGGCUACUCAGCCGUCGAAGAGAUUAGCGACUCUUCCGACGACGAUGAGGAAGAUGUCGAUGCGGUCGAGGAGAGGAACAUUCUGAUAGAAGCCAAGCCUUCUCACUCUCCUCGACCGCAACCCAGCAGCGACGACGACGAUGACCAAGACGACGACGACGACGACGACGUUGAUGACGACUACAGCCAUUUUGUUGUAGACCCGGAUGCCGACGACGAAAGCACCAGCUGGGCUGGUAUCGCCUCCGAGGCAGACGAAGGUCAACCAUCCGACUUCUUCCUUGACUCUUCAUUUUGCUCUGACCCUGCUGUCGAACGCCAUGUCCGCUUUGAUGUUCCCUCCAGCGACUCAGACUCUACCGAGACGGAUGAUGAUGAUGAUGACCAUGGUGACUUGUUUCCAGACAUUUUCAUAUCCCAAACAUCUCUCGACCCCGCUUUUCGCCGCGAGAUAGAACAUGACCCGGAUGAAUCGUCGGGAUCGGGGUCUUUCUGGGACUACAACUGCCUGCAUGACCAGCAAAGGGUGGGUGACUCGGAUGCCGAGGACGUCAUUCGCGAGCUCUCUGAUGAUGAGACCCCAACUGCCACGCCCGCAGUGCCCCAGUUCGAAGCAUCUCCUCCCAAUUUUACUCCUGCUUUGGAGGAGCCGCUGGAGCUUGAUGGAUACGAAACUGAUGGUGAUACGACAGAGGAAGACAUUCCGGAUCCACCGAUUCGCAGAAAGACUCGCCGCCCUUCUGUACCCAUGAGUGAAGCUUCUGACUCGGAUGUGCCCUCACCAGUCAAGUCUCAGCGUGGUCAACCUCGUGUUGGGCGCUUCAACCUUGACCGCUCAGAUAAGAAGCCGAUUGCGGUUUUGAACCCUCUCACGCGCAAAAUGAUGAUCUUUACGCCUCAUCGUCGCCGACAGCUCGACCUCUCACCAGAACAGUUCAACUUGCCCUGGGCCCUAGAGGAGCAGUCGUCUCCUAUUCUCAGCAACUCUGCCAACAUGAUGCUCAGCGCCAUGUUUUCAUGCAACACGUUUGGUGACUUUGUCAAUGCUCAGACCAUGGGUCCCACCGAAGCUUUUUUUCCGUUUUCUUCAGAGGCCAACGCUGCUGAUGGAAGCUCGUCGGCUAGUCUCCAAGGCGAAGAAGAUGAGGCCGAGAAGAAGCUAGAUAUCAGCGAUUUCAUCACUUGGGACGGUAGCAACUCAUCCGGCGAUGAAGGCAACGACGGUACCUGGGAGCCUUCUUCAACACCAGUGAGACCUGCAGCAGCCUCGAGCGAACGCGAGAUGCUGUCGCAUCUUAAUUCAGCUACCGUCGGCGCUUUCCGACGCAACCAAAUCAACCAGCAGCUGAUUUUGAGCAACAAGGCCACCCAAGACUCGCUCGCCUUUAGCGGCCCUUACAACUACUCGGCAAUCAGGGGACUCAAGUCGGAUCGUUUUGACACAGCAGGCAUUCCCCUGACCCCGAUUCGACGCCAAAAGAAGCACGCGAGCGAAGCGAUACGCAGCCCGCUAGAGUCUGUUUCGGCGAAGCGAAAGGCUUCCGGUGACGUCGGCAACGGCCACAAGAGACACAGGAGCAUCUCUGAUGUCAAUUACCUCCGCAUAUGA